This is a messenger RNA of Theobroma umbraticum, 653 nucleotides long. RefSeq lists its product as uncharacterized. The record is from RefSeq and is a predicted model, not a curated record. Lineage: Eukaryota; Viridiplantae; Streptophyta; Magnoliopsida; Malvales; Malvaceae.
AAACAAGAGGGGGGAUUGGUGCAUACAAAAAGGGUAGACAUGAGCCCUGUUGAAGUGGGCUAGAUGCUGCUAGGAACCUGGUCCUCUUGGGAUAAUUAUGCAGAAAAUGAAGAACUUGGGAAGCAUGGGCAGCAGUGGGAGGUCGUCAAUGGAAGAAAAUAUUGAGGAUGAGGAGAUUUCUAGAUUGGCAAUCUCCACAUUUCAAGCUAAGGAAGAAGAGAUUGAAAGGAAAAAGAUGGAAGUGAAAGAGAAAGUUGAGAUGCAGCUGGGUCGUGCUGAGGAGGAAACAAGGCGCUUGUCAAUGAUUUGGGAAGAACUUGAAGUGCUGUCUGAUCCUCUAAGGAAAGAAGUUGCCAUGGUACGAAAGAAGAUUGACAUGACUAACAGGGAGCUAAAGCCUCUUGGACAGAGCUGCCAGAAGAAGGAGAAAGAAUAUAAAGAAGCCCUGGAAGCUUUCAACGAAAAGAACAAAGAAAAGGCACAGCUGGUUACCACUUUAACGGAGAUGCUGACUGAAAGCGAGAGGCUGAGAAUGAAGAAGCUGGAGGAGCUCAGUAAGAACAUUGAAUCAAUACCGUAGAUCCAUGUCCUUACCCAGAGCAUAUAUUAUUGUAUUUUAGACAUUUAUUUUCAUGGAUUUUUAAGUUAGUUUA